GGAUCCCUAUAAAUCCCCCGCCUUUUCUUCUCCACUCCACUCAUCAAACCCCCCUCUCUCUCUCUCGCUCGCUCGCUCUCUCCGUGUCUCUAAAAAUUAUCGCUGAUCAGCUUCUAGUUACAGCUUCACUGCACACAAGCAAAAGGGGAAGCUCUAAUGGAGAGGCGGCCAGUGGCAGCAGGGGACGCGGCAAGGCCGCAACAACUGCCGCCGGGGUUCCGGUUCCACCCCACAGACGAGGAGCUGGUGGUGCAGUACCUCCGCCGCAAGGCCCUCGCCCGGCCGCUGCCCGCCGCCGUCAUCCCCGUCGUCCACGCCGCCGCCACGCUCGACCCCUGGGAUCUCCCCGGUGUGAGCGAAGGGGAGGCGGCGUACUUCUUCAGCCUGCGGCAAGCGCCGGCGACCGGCCGCGGGAGCCGGAGGAGAGCGAGCAGUGGGUACUGGAAGGCCACGGGGAAGGAGAAGCCCGUGUUCGUGCAGUUCCCUCCUUCGUCUGGGUACGGCGGCGGUAAUGGCAAGCGGCAGCUCGUCGUGGGCGUCAAGACGGCGCUCGCCUUCCACCUCGGCAACGGGAAGAAGCCGUCGCGGACCGGCUGGGUCAUGCACGAGUACCGUCUCGCCGCCGCGGCCGCCGAGCAGAAGAAGGCGUCUGGAGAGUGGGUCGUGUGCCGGGUCUCUCUCAAGAGCGGAGCAAGGAGGCCAGCCGGCGCCGAAGACCGUGCGCCCCAUGUCGUGCACCGGGAAGAACCUGGCCGCCGCCAGCCAUCGCCGUCGUUGUCGCCGUCGUCGAGCUGCGUGACAGACACCUGCCAGGUUUCGGACCAAGAAGAAAUCAGCAGUAGCCAGUAGUGGACUCGGAAGAUGCUCCAACUGCAUAUGCAUGUCCCCUCCCAAAGACAGGCCUGGCCUAGAAGGCAUGUUGAAGUUUGAAGUUCCGAACCUUUUCUUGUACCAUAAUGAUGGGAAUUUGAGCAGCGGGUUGAAGAUGAAGACAGAGUCCAUCUGAAGAAAGCUCCGUCAAGCCGCUGCGCCAUCAGUGUCAGUUGUAACUUGUAAGCCUCUCUUAAACGGGAAACUGGAUCAAGCAAAAACGUCGGUUGCUGCAACUCGUCGAUCAGCUGUCUUUUCCUUUGCCUCUUCGAAUCACCACUCACCGCCACCAUACAACCUGAACGAAAAUAUCCAUGGAACUGGGCACCUGUAUUUCGAAAUAAAAAUUUAACCAAUAUUAGAAACAA
Brachypodium distachyon (stiff brome) is the source of this 1238-nucleotide messenger RNA. Its product is annotated as NAC domain-containing protein 41. Lineage: Eukaryota; Viridiplantae; Streptophyta; Magnoliopsida; Poales; Poaceae. The transcript has 2 exons. The record is from RefSeq and is a predicted model, not a curated record. Gene Ontology annotation, molecular function: DNA binding. Gene Ontology annotation, biological process: regulation of DNA-templated transcription. The coding region runs from base 157 to 849 and encodes 230 amino acids.